AUAAUUUGUUGCAUGAGAUGAGAUAAAACUAGAUAAGUUGUAUAAGAGAUGUUAAGAGAAAAGUAUAUACCAAAUAUAUAUACUUCCUCAAUGUUUAAUGGGAUAGUACUUCAUAGGACAAAGCUGUCUUGUCCACCCUAGGAUAAGCUUUGUUAUAUAUUUCUAUUGGAGAGAAGAGCUGUACUUAAGAGUAUUAUUUUGUAAUUAAUUAAGGAAACCCAAGUGGGAAAAAAAAGAAAAAAAAAUAGGAAAAAGAAAAUAUCCAAACAAUAACAUAUGUAGAAUAAUAUCCAAUCAUCUUCUCUUGGUGUGCCAUCCAUCCAUUUUCAUAACACCCCAUCAUCAUAUAUACCACCAAACAUAUAUCACUCAUUUGUCUUCUCUCUCUUCUCUUCUCUUCUCUUCUCUCCUUGAGUUUUUGGAAUUGGAAAUCUUUUUUGAUAGCUCUUUACAAUAAAACUUUUUGUUUGAGAGAGCUAGAAUUAGAUCUCGAUCUAGAUGGGCAGAAAGUGCUCACAUUGUGGAAACAUAGGUCAUAAUUCAAGGACCUGCACCACAUCUUCUACUAUGACUACUUUUGUUAAUAGUAAUAAUAAUAAUGCAAAUUCAUCACUUCGUUUAUUUGGAGUGAAAGUAGAUAUAGUAUCAUCAUCACCAUCAUCAUUAACCUCAUCAUCUUCUUCUUCUUCUUGUUCUAAUUCCAAUAUUAAUAUAAAUGUCUUGAAGAAAAGCUUCAGCAUGGAUUGCUUAAUGCACUCCUCUUUAUCUUCACCUUCUUCUUCACCUUCUUCUUCUUCUUCUGCCAUAAUUGCCCUUGAUGAAACCAAUAUUUCUGAUCAUCACAAAGCAGCAACAAGUAUUGGUUAUCUCUCUGAUGGUCUCAUUAUUGGCAGACCUCAGGAAAGAAAAAAAGGUGUUCCAUGGACAGAAGAAGAGCACAGGACAUUUCUGAUUGGGCUUGAGAAGCUAGGAAAGGGAGACUGGAGAGGCAUUUCUAGAAGCUUUGUCACUACAAGAACACCAACCCAAGUUGCAAGUCAUGCCCAGAAAUAUUUUCUAAGACAAGCAACUCUCGACAAGAAGAAGAGAAGAUCAAGCCUAUUUGAUAUGGUUGGUUGUAGUCCUCCUCAACAUACUAGUAGUGAUAAUCAGCACAACAAGGAUAUUAAAACUCAGCAAAACGGUGUCGUCCUGCCUCUACAGCUGGAACUUAGUACUUCAUUAUCAGAUUACAACAAUCAUCAUCAUGAUCAAAAACCUGGAGGAGUAGUUGACUUUACUCAACUAGCUUCUUCUCAUCAUCAUCAUCAUCAUCAUCAUCAUGGCCUUCCUCUUCCUCCUAAUAACAAAAAUAAUAAUUCAGUACCUGUUUGGAUACAUGGAUUAAUGGAUUCCCAGUUGAAAUCAUCAUCAUCAAAUUCAAAUUCCAAAGCAAACAGUACUACUUGCUCAAAUACUGGUGCAGGGGUUGAUCUAGAGCUGAAUCUGGGUGGAGGGCCAGCAAGGCCUGCUGCUGCUGCUGCUGCUAGUUUGGAACAAAAUAAUAAUAAUAAGUCAUCAAAUCCAUGUCCAGGUCUCCUCUUUGUUGGCCCUAUUACUGUUACAUGAUAUCAAUGAUAAUAUUACAUAGAUAUAUAAAUCAUUUUGCAGUCUUUAUUAAUGUAUCCCAGGAAUUAAGUAGAACUUCACCAAGGAAGAUCGAAUUCACAGAAUCUCACUGCCACUAUAAUUAGAAUCUUAACAGAUCUUGGAGGUCCGGCAUAUAUAGCAGGAAUAUCUUUAUUAAUUCUUUUUUAAUUUUUUUUCUUAUCUUUUUUUCUGUAAUAAACAGAUGUAUCAGUACUAUUUGCUGUAGUAUAAUAUCAGUAUAUAAACAUGUUCUAUUGAAUUGAAUUACAUAUAUGAUAUAUGUAUAUGGCUGCAAAUUAUUAUGAUGAUGAUUUUAAGAGGGUAGAGCCAUCCCACUCUUUCUGUAUUGCCAUUUGGCUCAUUAUUAUUGUUGUUGUUAUUAUAAUAUCUAAUCAAAGUUUCUCAAA
This is a messenger RNA of Cannabis sativa, 2036 nucleotides long. RefSeq names its product transcription factor MYB1R1. The transcript is spliced from 3 exons. Gene Ontology annotation, molecular function: DNA binding; zinc ion binding. The coding region runs from base 499 to 1608 and encodes 369 amino acids. The record is from RefSeq and is a predicted model, not a curated record. Gene Ontology annotation, biological process: response to ethylene; response to gibberellin; response to auxin. Lineage: Eukaryota; Viridiplantae; Streptophyta; Magnoliopsida; Rosales; Cannabaceae.